This is a messenger RNA of Colletotrichum orchidophilum, 1632 nucleotides long. RefSeq lists its product as uncharacterized. The transcript has a single exon. The record is from RefSeq and is a predicted model, not a curated record. The coding region runs from base 1 to 1632 and encodes 543 amino acids. Lineage: Eukaryota; Fungi; Ascomycota; Sordariomycetes; Glomerellales; Glomerellaceae.
AUGCGGACCCGAAUACCUCUGCCACAUCCCGUGCAGCCGCUGCAUGUCUACCGCCACCUGCUGCGCUCUGCCUCCUACUUCCCUCCAUCCAUGCGACCCUUUCUCGACCAUCGCAUACAAACCUCCUUCCGAGACGAGCGAGAACGAAUGGCAGAACGCGAGCCGGCCAUCCUCACAUCCCUCAAUCCAGCAGAAGCGAGAGAGAAGGAAGAGGAUCGUCGCUACAAGGUCCUUGCCGAUGCAAAACAAAAGAUACCCGUGCUUCAGGCUGCCGUCGAAGGCGAUCAAGCCCGUCUACGUCGUGUCAUGUGGCAUGUCUUUGGGCGACUCGGCAAACAGCGCCGCGAGCUCAUGGCCUCGUUUGUCGUAAAGGCGCCAGACCCCAAUGCCGACCCUGCGGAGCUAGAAGAGCGCGCAAAGAAAAAGGCCAUAUGGAGAGAGAUCAUGAAAGAGCGCGCCAAAGUUCAUCCUUGGGACCGCGAGUACACAAGGGACGAGCCUGCGCCCUGGCUUCGCCAACAUCUCAGUCCCAUGGAAGAGAAUUGGGACCUUCCCAAGCUGGAUCGAUAUCUCAAGGCGCAAAAGACUCAGCAGCGCAUGGUCACCGGCGCCGCGUUUCCCAGAGGAACCAUCGGCGAUCUCGACCCCCAAAAAAAGGUACCCGAGCAGGACAUCUGGGGCCGGCCAGUAGCAUUGCGGAGAGUGACGAAAAUCGUCAGAAGGUUCUGGAAGGCUCAGGCCGACAAAAUCAUGCCCCCAGUAUCGCAGGCAGAUUGGGAGUCUCUAGAGCAACUCGCCUGCGGUGAGGCGCCUCCCGAGAUGUACAGGAUGUUGAAACGAAGGAGCAUCGCUGUCCCCAUUGGAGCGCCCCCGUUGUCCAACGAGUUCCUCAUAAGAAGGAAGCAAAUUGCGUCACUCCUGGACAACGGAGGAAACGAAUUGGAUCAAUGGCAGUGGCAGGCCUCUGCCCAACUCCCUGUCCGCAACGCCGAACGAGCAGGUGCCCGAAAACUAACACUCCUCACCGGCAAGAGAGAUUUCGGACCAUAUUCGCAGGCAAGUCGCCUCACUCUUGAAUAUGACGUUGGGACCAGGGGCAUAAUAGAGCAGCCGAGUUCAACCAGCGUCUAUUCCAAGCGGAAUCUACGGCGCGAAUAUCAGAAGAUGUGGCAGGCAACCUCAUACAUGAAAGGGGCCGAAAGCAAAGCGGCAAGACCUGUGUGGGGUCGCAUUGAGCCAAAGCUACCUAUGGCUACUGCUGCACAUCGUCAUCUCUUUGAGGGCGUCGACGCCAAGGGUCGCAUGCCGAAACCAGAGCUACCCAAGAUCGAAAUGACCAGCAACGCUAUACCCAAUGGUGAGGAAGCCAAGUCUAGUGGCUCUAAGCAAAUCGGGUCGGGUAGUCAACUCGGUACGACUAGGGAGCCUCGGUCAAAGUCUCCUGGUUCUAGGAAGUCUGAAUCUCCUCGCGACUUGGAGACGACGCCCGGCAGCUUCGCAAACUUCAAAUUCUCCAAUCCCAGGGAUUCCAAGCCGCACUACUCAAGGAUUACCAAGUCGAGUGAUUCGAGGCGCGCCAAGCCUGAUAUCUUUGACGUCAAGAUGGGCGGCCAACAAGGUCGUCGGUCCUGA